UAAUAUGGGAGCAGGGUGAGGAACAUGUGCUGAUUCAUCACAAUUUCAUCCGAAGAUCAAGCUGAAAGAUCUAUCAGAGAUGAGUCUAAAGUAUAAACUAGAAGAGAAGCCCCUCAAAUCAACAGGACAUUGUACUGUAUAUAAGGCAGCUAUGAAUGAGGAUGAGGAGAAAUAAAGCCAUUGUGAAAAAGAUUUUUAUUUCAAAGGUUCCAGAGUCUGAGGUUGAGGAUUAUAUAAACCUCCUUUAUGACCUUGACAAGCUUAAUAAUCAUAAUUUAGUUAAGUUGUACGAUAUGUACAGAAAUGAAACCUAUUUGUGCAUUGUGACUGAGUAUUGUGCUGGAGGAGAUCUCUUCACCAAAGUCAAAGAGCACGGAUUUCAAUAUACAGAGGUGCAGGUAGGAGAAAUCAUCCUAAGGCUUAUUUGCAUUUUGAGAGAUUUUAACAAAAUUAAAACUAAUUUGAAAAAGCCAAAAAUCAUUCAUAAGGAUAUAAGGCUAAAGAAUAUUUAUAUGGAUGAAAAUGGUCAACCAAGGCUUGGAAGCUUCUCAUUUUCUGAAAGGGUUAAAAUUGCAAAACUCAAACAAACAAGCACCCAUAAUAUACUUUUCAAUGCACCUGAGGUUAUAGACAGUUAUAAAUUCUCCCAAGCUUCUGAUAUUUGGUCUAUUGGAGUUGUUGCUUACAGUUUGCUAGUAGGGCAUGAGCCUUUCACGCCAAGAGACGCUACAGAGGCUAUUAAGAAGAUUCAGAAAAACGAGAUUAACUUCUACCCCAUUGAAUGGAAGAAGUUUUCUAAGGAAGCUUACAGCUUUGUUCAUAAGUGACUAGAGCCUAACCCUGAUAAAAGAAUCACUUGUGUAGAAGCUCUUAACCACUAUUGGAUGUCCUCGCUGACUUAUGAAAAUAUAGGAAUCGGACAAACAGCGAAUAACUCUCUGCUUGAUAACCCAGAGGCCGUCUCAGUGCAUUUAAGUAAUGCUGAGAGGUACAACUCUUUCCAUAAGAUGAAGCUUACUGGAGUUAAAGGAGAGAAAAUUUCAAAAUCAGGGUUCAAAAAAACUGGAAAAGUCCUCCCAGAGGAUUUGAGUUAUAACGAGCAUCCUUUUAAAAACCAGAGUAGAGAGGAAAGUCCUGAUAGAAAGAAUGAAGGUGACGCAAUGGUCCAGAAGACAUCUCCUUAAGCCUAAUAAGGAGGUUUACUAUUCAUAAUUGGAGGCUAUAAUAUUC
This is a messenger RNA of Moneuplotes crassus, 1230 nucleotides long. NCBI's taxonomy places the organism in Eukaryota, Ciliophora, Spirotrichea, Euplotida, Euplotidae. The record is from the annotation of a GenBank genome assembly.